GAAGAAGGCAUUAAGAUUCAAGACGAAACAACCUCAAAAUAAAUGAAAAAGAAAACCCAGGCGCGGGCCAAAGCAACACGAAUUCCAAAGGCGGCACCUUAAUUUGGUUUCCUUUCAGAUUCAAGCACGCCUUUUUAUUAUAUAUGAAUUAAAUCCCACCAACAUUUGGCUGCCCGUUGCAUCAAUUUUCUCACCGGAACUUCUUAUCGACGUACCCCUUUUAUUGUGAAGCACGGAGAUGAUUGGAGGAGUGGCCGAGAGAGAUGCACGGAAAGCCCAUGUCUCCAUGGCGUUGGUGCAACUCUGCAAUGGAGGUUAUCAUGUGAUUACCAAAGUAGCCCUCAAUGUUGGUGUUAACCAGCUUGUCUUCUGCGUCUUCCGUGAUCUUCUUGCUCUCGCUCUUCUUGCCCCCAUCGCCUAUGUUCGUGAGAAAAGGAUUCGAACUCCUAUGACUAAACGCCUCCUCCUCUCUUUCUUCUUUCUUGGGUUAACUGGGAUAUUCGGCAACCAGCUUUUAUUUCUCAUUGGUCUGAGCUAUACAAAUCCAACUUAUGCUGCUGCUAUACAGCCUUCAAUUCCAGUCUUCACCUUUCUCUUGGCUGUAAUGAUGGGUACGGAAAGAGUGAAUUUGUCCAAAACCGAAGGUCAAGCGAAGGUUGGAGGUACGCUAAUCUGUGUCUCUGGUGCAAUAUUAAUGGUUCUGUUUCGUGGUCCAGCUUUAAUUGGACAGAAAGAUGCAGACUUUGCUCAUUAUGACAUAAGUGCCAGGGGUCAACCAGAACCUUCUGGAUGGCUUGUGUCUAGUUUUUUGGAGUUUGGUCUUGAAUAUUGGCAUAUUGGAGUUCUAUGCUUGAUAGGGAACUGUAUGUGCAUGGCUGCUUUCCUGGCCAUUCAGGCUCCAGUUUUAGCCAAGUAUCCUGCAAACAUUUCUGUCACAGCCUUUUCCUAUUUUUUUGGUGCCGUAUUGAUGGUAACAACAUCCUUUUUUAUGACCAAUGAGUCAACAGACUGGAGGCUGACACAGUCUGAGCUUUUCGCCGUCUUGUAUGCUGGAAUCGUUGCAUCUGCUCUUAACUAUGGACUCCUAACGUGGUCGAACAAGAUCUUGGGGCCCGCUUUAGUUGCUCUUUAUAAUCCCCUUCAACCUGCAGCAUCAGCAUUUCUAUCGAGAGUAUUCCUCGGGAGUCCAAUUUUUUUGGGAAGCGUGCUUGGAGGUUUGCUAAUCAUUGCUGGUCUAUAUAUGGUCACUUGGGCGUCCUACAAAGAAAAGCACGCUGCUACGGGGAUGGUGCCUCUUGUCGUUCGGCCUUCCGAACCUCCCUUUCACAAAGAUGCAGCGAUUAACAAGAACCCACUCCACCGGGGACACAUUUUCUCUUCCGUUUUAUCAGCGAAGCCCAUCGAUUAACUUCGUAAUCCGGUGUGGUGUAAGGUUACCAUGAGCUUUUUUCUUACAGGUACAUUUUACUAAAGAUCGUGUAGUGUCACUCGGCAUUUGUAAACUUUGAUGGGUAGCAAAAGAGAGAUUCGUUAAAUCCA
This is a messenger RNA of Hibiscus syriacus, 1539 nucleotides long. Its product is annotated as WAT1-related protein At4g19185-like. The coding region runs from base 239 to 1408 and encodes 389 amino acids. The record is from RefSeq and is a predicted model, not a curated record. The transcript is spliced from 7 exons. NCBI's taxonomy places the organism in Eukaryota, Viridiplantae, Streptophyta, Magnoliopsida, Malvales, Malvaceae. Gene Ontology annotation, molecular function: transmembrane transporter activity. Gene Ontology annotation, cellular component: plasma membrane.